AUGGCUCCUAGUGUGGGCAUCACCCCGGCGCUGAUGGCGUUGGGAACCACGUCCGACCACGCCUCGGUCGUCGCCAUCACCGUCUUCGUGACUCUCCUCAGCGCGUGUAUCGUUAUUGGCCAUCUGCUUGAGGAGACACGCUGGAUGAACGAGUCCAUUACUGCCCUCCUUAUCGUGAGAUUCUGUUCCUUCCACCUCCGCGCUCUUGUUCAUCUUAUUAUUAUCGUUUUUAUCUAAAGAGAUGUGAUUUUCUCACCGCGAUGAGACGUCCGGUUUUUUUUCCUUUCUUCGUUCACGAUGUAGGGACUUGCAACGGGAGGAUUGAUCCUGCUGUCUACAAAAGGGAAAAGUUCGCGUAUUCUCGUCUUUAGCGAGGAUAUCUUCUUCAUUUACCUUCUCCCUCCUAUUAUAUUUAAUGCUGGGUAAGCCUCAUAUUGAUGGUUCUGGUAAUCUUCUUCCAAACUUUCUUCGUCGUUGGGUGAUUGUGCCAAUCAUGGCAUUUGGCGCCUUUACCACUGCUACCUAUUUCUUAGCGCGGUUGAUGCUCUUAGAUUCAUUUCCGGCCCAGUGGUGCCUCUCGGGGAACUACAAACUUGCAUUUUCGACUUUCUUCUGGUCUUCAUUGCAGCGUUGCCGUCUAUUACACCACUGAGAUUCUAUUUCUCAGCAUUAACAUGAUGUUAGAGAAAAGAUUUAUAUCCAUUUUCUAAUAUAUCUGGAUUUGGAUGACUAAUCCGCAUUUCUCCUGACCUGAAUAUGGUAAGCGUGAGAGACUUAUGCUUCCUGGGCGAUACACUAAAUUAGCUUGAACUUGGAUGCCAGGUAUUAUUAGUAUCUCGUUAUACCUUUCACAAAUCGGCCUAGGAGUGGUAGACUUUAGGGUACCGUAUGCAAGUAGUAGAAAAAGAUUACUAAUACUCAUGGUUGGGAAUUUGGAAUGCCCUCUAUUGUCCAUCACUGGAUGAUUAUCUUGAUUCAUUAGCCCAAUAGAGUUGGCAUCCUUAGAAACGCAUAUGUCAGAUGAAGUGAGUUCUCAUCAUUUGAUUUAAAUGCCAGGUGGAACUAAACAUCAUCGUCAAUAAUCAACGAGAAUUCGCUGCAUUCUUGAAAAAGAUUCUUCCAUUUUUUUUUAGAGGUAUGGACUCUGCAUUCGGGUUGCAGAAUCUGCUGAAAAAUUGAAAAUGAGACAUAAUUUCAAUGCUCUAGGGCUUAUCUAUCUCGAGUGCAGGAACACCUAAAGUAGAGCAACUCAAUGAGUGAGUUUUUUUAUUUAGCCAAUAAGGUUGACUGGAAGCAUGCCCAUUGUGCCCAAAGCGGCGGGGUCUAUCUGUGAUAUAUUCGUAGCCAUACAUAUCUUUGAUUCUACUGUAGCAUCUUCACUGAAGUUUUGAAGUCAUCCAAGAAAUAUUGAAUAAUUCUUUAAAGAGAACAUCCAAUGGUUUUGUAUUUUCCAGCCACAUUUCUAUUAGUUCUCUCUUCAUAACUUCUCAUAUUCAUUGGUAAAAUCUCAACUAUUUGAAGUUGAGUACAUAGAUCCAAUUACUGUAUUCAGAAAUAUAGUCUCUAUAAUACGGGGAAAUCAAAUAUGAACAGCGUUUUAUGGCCGGAUGCUACUUUGAUCCGACUUGUAUUUGGCAGUACUAAAAUGACAUCAAAUGAACCUUAUGCGAGCUCAUGUAUUAAAUUUAUUUGUCCUACUCUGAAAAUUGCAUAACUGUCUUAUUAAAAGACAUUCCAUUUAGUUUUUCAAUGAAUGUUAGAUGAAUUCAUAUUUGUUACAGACGUGAGAUUUGUUUUGCUUGGGUUUUUUUACAGCAAUACUAGUACGGCUAGUGCUAUAUUCUAAAAACUAGGUUACCCAUCUCUGCUUUUAGUUGUAUACCAAUUAUGGUCCUUCGUCAGUAAGAACUUUGUUAACAGCUGUGAGCUAUUUUCUUUCCUUCAAAAAUUAGCGGCCUUAUUAUAUAUACACCAGAAGGUGUACUAUGUUUUUCCAAUCUUAUUGAUCUUUUUUAACAGGUUCCAGGUUAAGAAGAAACAAUUUUUCCGCAAUUUCAUGACAAUCAUGUUAUUUGGUGCAAUUGGGACAUUAAUAUCCUUUACUAUAAUUUCAAUAGGUAAUGUUUCAUUAUGUUCUUUUUAAAAUUCUGUGUUAAAGUCUGAAUAAUCCUUAAUUUAUGUCCUGAAUUUGAAUCCCCCAGUCAUUUCAGAACUUCUGCCCUUUGGUUAUCUAGUGCUGGUUGGCGUCUAUGAAUACAAAACAAGCCAUGAAUGAACUAAGGAUAGUCAGGAUUGAUUCUUUGUUCUGAUUCAGGAAACAAUAAUCCAGAGAAGGACAACUUUUUCAUGAAUAAUCUGACCACUCUAGUUGGGAAUUUAUUUUUUAACUCUUCUAUUAUUAUCUAGUAGUUAUCCCAUUUUUUAAAUAGAAUAAACUUUGUUGGUAAUAUUAAAGCUUAAGUACAAUGACCAAAAUAGCGGGAAGUUAAGGCUUUGAGAGUACUUAUAUGAGGCAUAUUUGGCGAUUGGGUAGCAUUAUAUCUUCAAUUUUUCAAGAGUUAAAGCCGCAUUGAAUUAUUAGUGAGUAAUAUCUAAUGACUUUCAUUUUUUCCAACAAAUAAAAUUGAGACUCUUAUGUAGCAUACAACUAUUUUCCGAUUGAACAGAAUUACAUCUUCAAUUUUUCCGGAGUUAAAGCAGCAUUAACUUAUCAGUGAUUGAUAUCUCGUGACUUUCACUGUUUCCAAGAAAAGAAUAGAGACUCAUGUGGCAUACAACUAUUUUGCAAAUGAGUAGGAUCAUAUCUUCAAUGUUUCCAGAGUUGAAACCACAUUGAAGCAUGAGCGGUUAAUAUCUCUUUACUUAAGCUUUACUUGAGUUGGAAUGCCAUAUAAUUAUUAAAGAUUUCCUUCUUUUGUUUUUAACUCGUUUCAAAAUAUUCGAAGUGCACAUCAAACUCUCAUUCUUCAAUACAGGUGCCAUCGUAUUCUUCAACAAAAUGAACAUAGACAAUCUCGAUGUUACCGAUUUUCUUGGUAUAUUUCAAUCCUUAAAGAAAUUUUUCUUUCAAUCUCGAUACUGCCAAACAAGGCUGAUUUGAGUUUAUAUUUAAUAUUUGCAGCUAUUGGGGCAAUUUUCGCCGCAACAGAUUCUGUGUGCACGUUGCAGGUAAUGUGACAUCAUUGGCGGGCAAAACUACAGAAUUUGAUACCAUUGACGAACUACAUUAUGACAUAUUUUGAUUUAUGAAAAACAGGUCCUUAAUCAGGACGAAACACCUUUGCUCUAUAGCCUUGUCUUUGGGGAGGGUGUGGUCAAUGAUGCUACAUCAGUAGUGCUGUUCAAUGCUAUCCAAAAAUUCGAUCUAGUCCACAUGGACGUGCAACAUGGCUUGCAAUUUUUGGGGAGCUUCUUGUACUUGUUUAUCACAAGCACCUUUCUUGGAGCGGCUGUAAAUAAAUUUCAUAUUUCUUUUUUCAUUAUCAUGGAUUGAACUUCUGUUGGUGGGGUCUCAGUUUCUUUCUUUCUUUCUUUCUGUUGCAGGCCGGCUUACUUAGUGCUUACAUCAUCAAAACACUGUACUUUGGCAGGUCUGCUUUAUAGAACUUAUCCAUAUUUUAUGUUAUGUUGAAAGUCUCUAAAUCAAAAAAACAUAAAAUAGAAAUAUUUCAUGUUUGAAUGAUUGCAUGCUAAAUGGGAGACUUGAACCAUGAGAUCUUUGCACUCAACUAAAAUUAUUUUUUUGGUGAACGAUCCAAUUCUUUUAAAUUGUUUCAGAGGAAUACUCACAUUCAAUUUUUUCGUGUGUUAUAUCUGUCUUGUCCUUGCAGAAGAAUCAUCAAAAACUCGAACUGUAAUAUGUGAGAAUAAUUUAUCAUUAAAUGAGAUAAUGAACACUUGUGGUUAGAAUAUAUGGACCUAAUUCCACCGGUCUCAUUCUUUUGAAAUUCACAUGGUGGUAAAGUGGAUCCUUCAACAGUGCUCUAUAAUUUUCUUUGAUUCAAGUUUUAAAUCGGAUUGGGGUACAUUCUCGAGCCAAAUGGAUCGGUUUUGGACUUUAUUACCAUUAUAACAUAUUAGAAACAUUGUGGUUCUUCAGUGUGCUCAGAUGAAAACAUGAAGCAAUUGUAUAUUUCCGUCUCAAGAUCCUAUCUUCUGACAUUGGUUCUCUACUCAGGCAUUCCACCGAUCGUGAAGUAUCACUCAUGAUAUUGAUGGCGUAUCUUUCAUAUAUGUUGGCUGAAGUGAGAUUCUUUCCGUCAUCCAUGAAAAUAUUCGAUUUGACUUCUUUUUUUUCUCAGUCACAUGCAUUGAUUUCACGUGAGCCUUGUUUCAGUUGUUGGAUUUGAGUGGUAUCCUCACGGUAUUCUUCUGUGGGAUAGUGAUGUCCCAUUACACAUGGCACAAUGUGACAGAGAGCUCAAGAGUUACCACCAAGUACCACCUCCCUGCCCCCUCCCUGCGUCAUAUGAAAGCCUCGAGGGAUAUUACAUUGGGGCAAAGUGUAUGACUGAUUAUUUUUUCGAUGUUAUUGCAGGCAUACCUUUGCAACAUUAUCAUUUAUUGCUGAGAUUGCUAUCUUUCUAUACGUGGGCAUGGAUGCUUUGGAUAUCGAAAAGUGGAGAUCUGUUAGUGACAGGUACAAUGACUCCCAUACUUGGGCUCAUUUUCUUCAAGUAACAGAGCAUCAAUCCCAUGGGCCCUUCAAUUCAAGGGUUACACUGGUUCAUGUAGCUGCCAGUUCAUUUCCUCAUAGGGUUCUUCACCUCUUUCUUACAGCCUUGGAAAAUCUAUUGGCCUGAGUGCGGUGCUCCUGGGGUUGAUAUUGGUUGGGAGGGCAGCUUUUGUGUUCCCGCUUUCCUUCUUGUCCAACUUGAUGAAGAAAUCUCGGAACGAAAGGAUCUCCUUCAAGCAGCAGGUGGGUUCUCUUCUUAUGAUCUUCUCUUGAUGGUUCCAGAUAUUAAAAAUAUUAUUUAAAUAAUAAUAAUAAUAAUAAUAAUCAGGUUAUCAUAUGGUGGGCUGGCCUGAUGAGGGGUGCUGUAUCAAUGGCUCUCGCAUACAGCAAGGUAAUUGUGUAUGAUAUUCUUUUCAAAAAAAUCGUAUUUUCUGUGAAAAUAUUAUAAAUAUACAUGAAACUCUUUUUUUUUUUGGAUGAAGUGGAGAAUAAUUAUUUUCUGUUUAAAUCAUAUAAUAGUUUGCAGUCUCCGGGCAUACCCAACUCCGAGGCAACGCAUUCAUGAUCACCAGCACCAUAACAGUGGUCCUCUUCAGCACGAUGGUUAGUGUUCGUUCCAUGCCACAUUUUUGCUGAACCAGGGCCCCCUCGAUCUGACGAUCUUCCACGCCAGGUGUUCGGCCUCUUGACCAAACCUCUGACGACGCUGCUUCUCCCCCCCGGGAUGAAGCGCCAGGACAGCAUCUCCUCGGACCCUGGCAGCCCCAAGUCCUUCUUCUUGCCGCUACUGAGAGAGAAGGAGGGCUCUGAGAUAGAACCGGGGGCGCAGAGCGUCCCUCGCCCCCCCAGCGGCUUCCGCAUGCUGCUGACCACGCCGGCGCACACCGUGCACCAUUACUGGCGCAGGUUCGACGACGCCUUCAUGCGCCCCAUCUUCGGCGGCCGGGGCUUCGUCCCCUUCGUGCCGGGCUCGCCGACUGAGCGGAGUGUGCACCCAUGGUAG
Molecule: messenger RNA, 5678 nt
Organism: Spirodela intermedia
Lineage: Eukaryota; Viridiplantae; Streptophyta; Magnoliopsida; Alismatales; Araceae
Source: the annotation of a GenBank genome assembly